AUGAAUACACUUGGCAUAUCAGACAGGCCUAUUCGAACCGUGCUUGGAAAAUUGAAUCAAAAUGGCUUCUUGAAACUAGAUUUAAGAGGUAAACAUAUUAACCGAAAACGAGUAGAUCCUCAUAUCAAGCAAUCAGUAAGGGACUUUAUCAAGGACAUUCCAAGGGUUAAGAGUCCACUAUGCAAGAUCAAAAACGACGAGGAGUUUAUUUACAGCGGAAAAAGUUUAGCCGAUAUUCACCGAGACUACGUCCAGAAGCAAACAGGAGAAGGCAAAAAAUUUAUGAACUUUGCAAAUGUUUUCAAGAAUUUUAGUUAUGAAUUUAAUAUUUCUUUUUUUAUACCCAAAAAAGUCCAGUGCAAUUUGUGCGAAGCUUUCAAAAAUUCACCAGAAGAUAAAGGAAUUGCCGAAAAAUUCUGGUGA
Diabrotica balteata is the source of this 423-nucleotide messenger RNA. The record is from the annotation of a GenBank genome assembly. Lineage: Eukaryota; Metazoa; Arthropoda; Insecta; Coleoptera; Chrysomelidae.